Molecule: messenger RNA, 177 nt
Organism: Gongylonema pulchrum
Lineage: Eukaryota; Metazoa; Nematoda; Chromadorea; Rhabditida; Gongylonematidae
Source: the annotation of a GenBank genome assembly
UUUGACGACUUGCUGAGGAGAUUGGCGAAGCUGGAGCAGGAAGUGGAAGAGUACCGAGAAGAGAUCCGAAUACUCAAUGGGAAGUUGAACAGCCGGAAAUACGAUUGCGGAGCGGUGGCCGUGCUCCGUGAUAAGCUGAUGGCGAAGGAAAAGCUCAUCGAGCAACAGGUCCGUUGA